AUGUUUUUUUUUUUUUACUUUCAGACUAUAUGUGUGCACCUUAAUAUUAGAAAACAUAUUAUUCUGAUUUCAGCAUUAUUGUUUUCUUUUUCAAAACUAUCACUAAAGGUCUCAUUACGUCAUCGUGGCAGCCUACAACAUUUUUGUGCUGGGACACUCAUACAUCCGCAAUGGAUAUUGACAGCAGCUCACUGUUUAAUGUACACAAAGCAGCCCAAAGAACUGAUCAUACAAUAUGGUACCAAUCAACUAAAACCCGCUAAAACGAAAUUGAUGAAUAUCAGCGAAAUAAUACGACAUGAGGGAUAUAGUCACACCAUAGCAAUACAUGAUUUGGCGCUGUUGAAGUUGGAAAGCGCGAUCAUGUCUAAUGACGUCAAUCUCGUAACACUGGCUGCGGGAAAUCAAUGCUACGAAGCUUUCAAAACGAAGGCGCCGUUAUUGCUUAUCGGUUGGGGUCUAAAUGCGUUUGAUUUUUACCGUUAUUUUCAGACACACGGCACGCUGCAGCAGCAAUUGCAAAAGGUGGAACUAGAUUUACUCUCACGCGCUGAAUGCCGCCAGCGCACACAAGCACAGCUUUACAGCACAAAUAUAUGCGCUGUAGCACCCACCGGCACUCAGCAAGGACAGUGCAAUGGUGACUCUGGUGGACCACUGCUCAUGAAUAAGCAACAAAUUGGCAUCGUUUCGUGGAGUUUAAAGCCAUGUGGCGCUUAUCCUGGCGUAUUCACGAAUGUCGCUUGUUAUGAGCAGUGGAUAAGGGAUUGUAUUGGGUAG
Bactrocera neohumeralis is the source of this 780-nucleotide messenger RNA. Its product is annotated as trypsin alpha-3-like. The coding region runs from base 1 to 780 and encodes 259 amino acids. Lineage: Eukaryota; Metazoa; Arthropoda; Insecta; Diptera; Tephritidae. Gene Ontology annotation, molecular function: serine-type endopeptidase activity. The transcript is spliced from 2 exons. The record is from RefSeq and is a predicted model, not a curated record. Gene Ontology annotation, biological process: proteolysis.